Messenger RNA from Ectocarpus sp. CCAP 1310/34, 1804 nucleotides. Lineage: Eukaryota; Phaeophyceae; Ectocarpales; Ectocarpaceae. The record is from the annotation of a GenBank genome assembly.
CUAAAUAACGACGGGGACAGCAACAGUAGCGUCCCCUACACAAAAAAAUAGCUUGGGAGUUGCAACGUUGCCGAGCACCCGACCCGCGCUGUGCAAGAGAGACCGCAAUCCAGUACGCAGAAACGCGAUAAUGAGGUCGUUUUUUCUCUUGCUUCAAGCGAUUUUUCGCACGAGCUCUAUGAACACCCCUGCUGUGGAUUCGAACUCGUACCACCAAGGUGUGUUGCGAGUUGACAAGAGACAGGAGCUAGCUCCCCCACCGAGUGCUUUGGGCCGGAGGGUACAGGAGCACAUCGGUGGGCCUCAGGCGCUCAGCUUGAAGUGCAGCACAACAUUGACACGAGGUGGGAGGGUUAUCACCCCCUUGGCUGGAGCUGGUGCGCAUACUGUAGAAGGGGAUGGCAAAUGCGGGUGGAACGCGCGGCGUGCGGGUCUGCAAAUUUGCCUGGGUAGAGCGAGGACUCCCAACGAGCAGCAAAUGCGGGCAGCGGUUGCCCGUAGAGCCAUGGAAAAUGUUAUCGGCGCACCCGAUGUCGCUGAGGACUCGACAGCGGUACUCUCAAAGGACCACCUUGGGCGGGCCUUGAGUGUGAAGGUACCGCAUGUUUUAGGGGAUGUCGAACACGGGAUGGCCGCAGAGGAUAAGACGGUUAGGUGUUUUUGCGAUCUAGCCUGGCAAAGUGCGGAGAAGUGGGUUGACGUUACCUGGAUGUCCUUCCUGGCCUCGGAGUACGGGGUGAACAUCAUGGUGUGGAAGCCAAGCGUUUAAGCAUGGCACAGUCCAGGCGUACUCAGGAAACAACACGGCAGGCAUGUUCUUGUUCGAGAAAGAAGACAAAAUGGACGAGAAAGGAUAUCACUGGGUGCAUCUACUCUAUCGAGAGAACGCGAAUCUAUGGCUAGCGCGUAAUCAAAACCAUAACCUCAACCACUUCGACCGUCUGCAGCUUGGACACGAUGCAGUUGCUUCCUUCGUCGAAGUCGUUGCAUCAGCGAAGCUGCAACUAGGCACGGUGACGUUGAUGCCGCCAGCGAUUCGCACAUCAGGCGGGGAGGCGGGAGGGUCCUCAAUGGUGGGCGGAGAAGAGGAGGACCAUCCCGAGUUCAGCAUGGGACCGCUCCCCAGCGGCAGCAACAGCAGUAGCAGCAGCAGCGGGAAGGAGGGGGGAAAGGCUGGAGCGCGAAAGAAAACGAAGGGGAAGAUCGGACCCAAGGUCGUGGUGAAUCGACCUACCGCGGUGCAGACAGCGGAGAGCAAGAAGCUCAAGGGCAGGGAUGCAUCAGGGAAGCACAAGGCAGGGGUUGCGCCAGGGAAGAAGCGCGAGGCGGUGGUUGCGCCGGGGAAGCGGAAAGCGGGGGUUGCGCCAGGGAAGCGCACGGCGGGGGUUGCACCAGGGGAUGGGAGAGGUGCCAAAAAAAUGGCAAAACUACACCAACCGGUGGGAGGAAAUCCUCGAAGGCCAACGGCAAAGACGACUAUGCCAACUAUGAUUCCGACGGCAGCAUCGGGGGGGGGGACAUAGACCACAAGCAAACCCCGGGCGCCUUCGCUACCAUGUCGCAGAACCAGAAGAAGCUGGUCACGGCCAUGAAGAUUCCGGAGCGGGGUUACAAGCGGGCGUUCUGGCUGACCAACAAGAGGAGGGCGCUGGGUAUGAAGCUCGAGAAGAUCGCCGACGAGGAGAAGGCGAGGUUCAAGAAGGCGGAUGAGAGGAAAAAUAAAAACAGCAUCGACCACGCGAGGAGGUGGAGGAGGAGGAGCGGCGGGAGAGGGAGGAGCUAGAGGAGCAGCAGCAGCAGAAGC